CACUUUCAGGUUUGGUUCAAGAAUCGCCGAGCAAAAUGGCGUAAACGUGAGCGAAACUAUGUGGAUUCGAAAGGACUCAGCACCACGCUUGGCUCAUCAAUGAGUGCCAUCGGUGGACUCCAAACUGGGCUGGGUCUUGGCAGCCUUCAAAACAGUUUCUCUCAAUCGCUUCUACACGCUCCGGGACAGAUAGAUGAUGCGAGUUCAUUCUAUGGGUACGGUGGCGGCUGGCAGACAGCCAACUACCAACCAAGAGGCGGGCAGACGGCUGCCUUCAAUUGGCCAAUGAAAAAUCAGUUUGCGUCGACGUUGCCUGUGAUGUCCCAGACAAACCGAUUUUCUUCGCCAAUGUCUGCUUUGCAUUCAAUGCCAGGCACUACUCAAGCUCUUCCGUCAUCAUUGAAUCAGUCACUGCAACAACAGGACAAGCUGAAGCUGAUGGACAAUCUCAGUAAUUCGCUUAACGCCUCACCUUUUCAAGGAACGUUACCCCUGAACACAAAUUAUAAUUCAUGUCAAUACACUGGGCCACUUUAG
Cooperia oncophora is the source of this 537-nucleotide messenger RNA. Lineage: Eukaryota; Metazoa; Nematoda; Chromadorea; Rhabditida; Trichostrongylidae. The record is from the annotation of a GenBank genome assembly.